UCGCUGGGGCCGGGGGCAGGCUUGGCCCUGGGGCGGCUGAGCGUGGGGACAGAGGCAGAGGAGCAUCCCUGCCUUGGGGUCCGGGACAAUGAGACAAAGCGCCGCCUUGGGGACAGGGACCCAGGGACACCGCUGCCUGCAGAACAGGGUCAGUGGGAUGUCCCUGUCGUGGGUGACACAGCCCCAUUUCCCAGACAACACGCUCACCUUGCAGGCAUUGUUGCCCAAGCCUGGCACCAUGGACAAACCCAUCACUCCGGGGGAGCUGCUGUGUCUGGGCUCCAGCCUCGCCUUCUCUGGCCUCUUCUACUACCUGUACAGGAGGAAAGCCAGAGUCGUGGCACGCAUACAGGAGGCCCCCAAGCUCCAGGUCGAUGACAAUUUGCCAGCCGUGGUGUCUGCAGCUGAGGGGCGGUGCCUGCCUUACGUUGCCCUGGAAGGCAUAGUGCUGCCAGCCCAGGCUGCACUGACCAGCCACUACCAUGAGGGGCUGCAGGGCGUGAUCCAGAAACUGCUGCUGAAGGAGCAUCGACUGAUCUGGAACAGCUUGGCCCGAAGCUGGAGCGAGAGCGAGCGGGUGCUCUCAGAGCAGAUCUACACCGUCCCCUUCCUGCUGGCCUCGCCAGGCCCUGAGGCAGCCACACAGGUGAGUGUGGACAGCCCACUGCAAGCCGUGUGCCUGCCCCUGGAGAUGGUGUACGAGCGCUUCCAGCAGCCAUCCCACGGCUUCCGCGACCUGCUGGGCCAGUACCUGAUCGGAGAGAAGCCCAAGGGCAUCCUGGAGACCGAGGAGAUGCUGAGGGUAGGGGCUGGGCUGACGGGCAUCGGGGAGCUGGCCCUGCACCCCGACGGUUCCCUGCACCUCCAGCCGCCGGCCCAGGGAGGCGAGUUUUUCCUGUGCCUGGGGGACUGGCAGACGGUGCGGUCAGAGCUGGAGUCGGCCAGCGGGCUCUGGAAGGCGGCAGCGCUGCUGUGCGCGGCAGCGGGGCUGGCCGUGCUGCUGCACGCCCUGUGCCGCGCCUACCGCCGCUCCCGCCCCAGGCAGCGGCAGCAGGACAAGGAGCCGGACGAGGAGCCGGACGAGGAGGCGGCCGGCGACCGGGCGCCCGAAGACUCGUGCGUGGUCUGCCUGUCACAGCCCCGCGAGUGCGUCCUCCUGGGCUGCGGCCACAUCUGCUGCUGCUUCCGCUGCUUCCAAGCCUUGCCCACCCGCCUCUGCCCCAUCUGCCGGGGGCCCAUUGACCGCGUGGUGCCCCUCUACCAGGUCUGAGAGCACCCGGGGGUGCCCGGGGAGGGGCAGCGAGAGCCGGGCCAAGCCUGGAGCCUGCAGAAAUCUCAGCUUUCUCCUCAUGUGCAGCUGUGCAAUUCCUUUUGGGAGGGAGGGGUCUUGGUGUGCCCUUCAGUCUGUUUUGGGGAGGAGGGGAGUCACAGCCUCCUCAUCCUCCCUUUGUCUACCAGAAGGACCUCCCUAAACAUGAGGCUUGGGGAAUAUCUACACAAAGCCUGAGCUGAGGAGCUGAGACCCCCAACCCCACACUGGGGCACUACUUUGGCUGCCAGCUAUUGGACUUUUGUCUCUUUCUGAGCCAUGACCUCCCAAAAGCCACACA
Lonchura striata (white-rumped munia) is the source of this 1610-nucleotide messenger RNA. NCBI's taxonomy places the organism in Eukaryota, Metazoa, Chordata, Aves, Passeriformes, Estrildidae. The record is from RefSeq and is a predicted model, not a curated record.